UCAGGAAAUUUAAACUCUCUCUGUUCCCGCGCCCCGAGGAGCCAUGGCUGCAGCCAGCCCUGUAAAAAGCCUGCAGGAGGAAGCGACGUGUCCCCUCUGCCUGGAGUAUUUCACAGACCCGGUGGUCACAGCCUGUGGGCACAAUUUCUGCCGCGCCUGCCUCAGCCGGUGCUGGGAGGAACCCAACCCAGCCGCCUCCUGCCCGCAGUGCAGGGCCCCGGUGCAGCAGGGCCCCCUCCGGCCCAACAGGCCACUGGCAAACAUGGUAGAACUAGUCAGACAGCUGAGCCUGGAGGCAGGCGGAGGUGGGUUGUGUGAGGAGCAUCAGGAGGUGCUGAAGCUGUUCUGUGAGGAGGAUCAAGCCCUCAUCUGUGUGAUCUGCAGAGAGUCCCGGGCUCACCGCGCGCACACGGUGCUGCCCAUAGCGGAGGCUGCCCAGGAGUACAAGUCGCCCUGACAGACCCCACGUGAGAUCCAGGCUCUGCACAAAACCCAGCCAGGGACAAUCCCUGCCCUGAGUAGUUUACACUCUAGGUAGACAAAAUGUGGAGAGAGAAACUGAGGCACAAAGGCUCAUAAGUCACUCAGUAGGUCAGUGGCUCAAUUCAGCAUGGAACAUCAGUUUUUCCAGACCCCAUCCAUGCGCUUAACCACUAGGCCAUGUUGAUACCUCAGCUUUGGUACUGAAAUGUGUGAGUUAGGAGGGAAAGACGCCUUGCUACAGGCCCAGGCCCAGCAGGAAGAGGAGGUUUCCCACUGGGAUGCUGAACUCCUGGGCUGCUCCAGGAGGGGUUAAACUCAGAUGCUGCAGCCGGCACUA
Pelodiscus sinensis (Chinese soft-shelled turtle) is the source of this 820-nucleotide messenger RNA. The record is from RefSeq and is a predicted model, not a curated record. NCBI's taxonomy places the organism in Eukaryota, Metazoa, Chordata, Testudines, Trionychidae.